Messenger RNA from Parathielavia appendiculata, 4057 nucleotides. RefSeq lists its product as uncharacterized. Bases 232 to 3960 code for a protein of 1242 amino acids. The record is from RefSeq and is a predicted model, not a curated record. The transcript has 4 exons. Lineage: Eukaryota; Fungi; Ascomycota; Sordariomycetes; Sordariales; Chaetomiaceae.
CAACCUCUUCCCCAUCCCAAUUUUCGAAAGGCCGCCCUUUCCCUUAUCCCUCCCGCAACACCGGAACUAGACCUAGAGGUAAUCUAAACCUCGGUCCCUGCAUCAUAAUCAAGGGAGAAGGAGUUUACACUAGAAUUUAUCACGGUUACCUCCCUGAUACCCCACGACUCGGUGACGCGCAAUCGGUCAAAACCUCGCCAUUCGAUCACCAACGAGACCCGAAACCGUAGGAUGGCAACUGAGUCACCCAAAGAGCGAUCCGAUGAAGCUACUCUGACUUCAGCAACCGAGCUCAACAUCAGCAUCGACACCGACUCGAAAUAUGUCGACUCCAACCGACCGCACAUAAACGGCGAUGCUUCCGCUUCCGCCACGGACGAGUUCGAGAACAAGCACAUUACCGACAUCGUUGACGAUCUGGUGAACUCGACAGAAGUUAGCAUUAGUGGAGGAUCCGACAACGAGGCCGCCAAAUCCGAUGCUUCCAAGACCAAGGAUGACGCGAAGAGCCGGGCUUCCUCGGGUUUGAAGAAGCCCGCCUCGUUCAAGCCCAUCAAUGUCAACAAGACCUUCCUCACGGCCAAGGCCUCGGCUCCCGGAGCGCAGUCAAAACCGCCAGAGAAGGCGGGCCCAACCACCACUGGGGCACCCGCCGCUUCCACCGGUGCGGCGACAUCUACCCGACCCAGGCUAGUUGCCAAGGCCGGCAGCGGCCUGGUUGCCAAGGGGUCCGGAGCGAACGGCGGGAAGUCGGCUCCUGACGGGAACGCCGUCUGGAACAAGAAUAGACCUGCUCCUCCCCCGGAACCCAAAAAAUACACCGACGAGGAGCUCAAGAAGUACGGCAUACACAUGGCGACGCGGCUUCAAACCGACGACCCAAAAGCGAGCCAGUCCAACUGGGCCGACAUAGAUGACGACGACGAGGACUGGGUCCCAGAUACGAUCACGUGGAAGGACGGAACCAAGAUCGCCAUUGCCCCCGCCGAAGAGCACCCGGCGCCCGCGCCAGAACCCGCCGCACCUCCGACAGCCAAGGAGAACGAGCCGGCAGAGAAAGCGAAGCCGCCGGCUCCCGGGCCCUCCCCAGCCGUCAAACCCGGCGUCCUUGCCUCCGGAAAGGGGCUUGUCCUGAAGGGAGCGCCUGAGAAGCCAACCCUGGUUGCCAAACCGCCGCCGCCGCCUGCGCCAACGAAAUCACCGUGGGCACCCCUCCCCAAGAUUGAUAAAGUCUCCCCGGUGGCGGUGGAUGCGCCGACCCAAGCUGGACCAAUUUUCCCUUCGAAGAACGCCCCGACUCAACAACAAACUUAUGCCGCACCGCCCCCCAAGGAGAUCGCGGCAGACGACUUCAGCCGAGGAGCCGCUUGGCGGGAUGGUGCCCCGGGCGCCAACAGGGAGCUUUUCAACUCGCAAUCUGGCCGCUAUGAGCCGGUGUUUGACCGCCGCGGUCCGAUGCGCCACGAGCCAUCGGCGCACGGCAGACAGCCGGCCCUCUUGCAACGAGGGUUGCCCCAUGAGCAACAAGGGCCGAUUGAGCCACCGGGCGCUUCCCAGGCCGGGAGGAACAACGAGCAGCAGGGUUCCUAUGGGCGGAGACGCGGAUCUUCCAAUGUUAGUGGUGGAAGCGGUAGCUGGCAGCGACUUAAAAGUCUCGAGCACCCUCUCCCUCCUCCGGAGCUCAUCAAUGCUCGUCGCGCAUCCCAGACCGGCGGAAGCGACAGCCCCGCUUCGCCCAGGAAUUUCUCCCCGUCCGGUGUCCAAGGCGGACCGCGUCAGGGCCAGCCAUGGCAGCCCAGGCCUUCCCCCGGCACAAUUCACGCGACUCCCUUUCAGACGGGAGGCCCAGCUCCAGAUGGGCGUAGCAUGCCGCCUCCCGCUCAGCCGCCAUCCAGCGUUGCCGUUACCGAAGAUGAGUUCGAGUUGCAGAAGAGACUGAUGCGUGAGCGCCGGGAGCUCGCCAUGAGGCGCCGUCAGGAGGAAGAAGCGCGAGAAGAGGCGGCGCGCAGGGAACGGAUCCGCCUGAAGCUGGAGGCACUGGGUCCUCCUCCCGAGUCUAACAGCGCCAAGAAAGCGGCAGCGAAAGAGCAACCGGCGACGCCCACACAAAUCCAGUCCCGUGAAAAGGGAACUUCCGAGAAGUCUACGCCAGCCGAAUCGCACGUGGCUAAGAGGGAUGUGCCUGCGGCGGCAGUUAUGUCUGAGCCGGCCAAGCCAACCCCGCCGUCGAACGGACCGCCAGCACAACCCCUGCCACAGCUCGACGGUGUCGAACCUCGAUCUCAACAACCCAGCGGCAGCAGCCAUAGCCACUCUUGGGCGCCGGCGGCGCGGCCACCCGAUCGGCAGUCGGCGGGCUGGGGCUUGCAGCCUUCAAAGAACGUUUGGGCCGCGCCGAUUAGUAACCGGAGCCUAGGGAACGGCACCUUCGCCGCCGACAUUGGGGCACCACAGCUUCCAACCGGACCAGGGCCUAUUGCUCCGCCGAGCAGCGCUCGUGCUGGACCGCCCGCAUGGCAGCCGCCGAUUGGUCCUCCGAGACAACCCUCUAGGGGUUCGGCGGAGCGCGACCGUGAGAUGAAGGACACUGCGUGGGCCGCAGCUGUGCGACUCAACGACGACAAGUUCGCCGAGAUGCUCAACACUGAAUACGAGGACCGCCAGCGUCGUAUGCAAGCGGAAGGUCGCUCGCUGACGGAUAUCCAGCCUGCCAUCAGAGAGACAUGGCGCCCAGUCAAGCUCGAUGAUAAUGGUGUACGCACCGAGGCUGCCACGAAGCAGACCCUGCAGAUUGGCCAGGAAAACCCAUGGGCGGCUGCCGUCGAGUCAAAAUCCGUACCGCCGCAGCAAACGCCUUCGGUGUCGAGCGGUGCAACGUCCGAAUACAGCCAACUUCCUCAAGGCGCAGUGCCCACUCGCGACCUGGCAUCGGCGUCCAUGCUUGGCGCAAAGACGGCGACAGCGCAACAAGGCAGGGGCUCGCGCUUCUUCCCGUCCAGAGACGCCCGCCAAGAAGCGGGACGUGAUGUCCGGACAGAAGCAAGCUCAGAAGUGUUGCGGUACACAUCUCCCUCUCCCCCUCCACCCGAUAUGGAUGGCCAUCCCGCCUUCGAUGGCGACGCUACCCACCCACAUGUCUCGUUGCCGCGGCCGCAUCCGGUCGUUCGGCUCCCUCCUUCGGUAGGGAAGGAGACGCAGGCAGAUGCCGGUAAAGCUCCUCCCGGUCAGUCGAGGUCGCAGGGGCCAAGCUUUGCUUGGGCAGCGCAAGCGGCCUACAGGGAGCCAGACAAUGGGCCGAGGGCAGCGGCUCAAAAAACGGACAGCACGUGGCAAGCCAAGAUCGACAGCCUGCUGGGCGGGCGGAAGGUACAUCCGUCCAGGGCUGCCGGGCCCGACAGCCGCGUUUCUCAUCACAACCACGAGGCCCCUUCGCCUGUCCCGCAAACUGUCCACCCGAGAACCGAUGAGUCGGUCACAUCGAAGGUGAUGGACGAGGAGUGCUUCGAGGAGCAGGAGAUGGGGUCGACACCGCCUAUCAGGCUGCCCAAGACGAUACCGGAGAUGGCUUGGCAGCCUAGCCCGCCACCGAAGCCGCUGCACAAAAAGCUCUACCCCGUCGUAGUCAGCCGGGAUCCUAUCAGCUUUCCUGUCGACGUUUCGGGGGCUGGGACGGUAUGGCGCGUCAGAAUCCCCGGCACCGAGAGCAAGAGCAUCACGAUCCCGUUUGGCCGAACGCGCAGCAACCCGCGUCGUGGCGGAGGACCGCGUGGUGGGCGGCAUGCAUCGUCGACCCAGCAUAGGCCGGGCAAAGGCCGUGAGGCAUCGUCUUCGUACUCGGCAGAGCAGGGCGGCAGCAACGCCUCAGGAUCCGGUUCCUCACACGGGAGAAACUCCCGGGGCGGCUACCGAGGUCGCAACGACAAUUGGUCACGCAACGCGACGGCGCAGAUCCAGACUUGAUGUGGUUUGCGAUAAGCGGACCAGUCUGUCUUGUUGCUAAGGACAUGAGUUGGGGGGGGGGGGUUGUCUGGGUUAUUAGACGCAUUCGACCGUUAUU